Messenger RNA from Serinus canaria (Common canary), 2158 nucleotides. It is a transcript of the gene SLC39A8, whose product is annotated as solute carrier family 39 member 8. Gene Ontology annotation, cellular component: membrane. The transcript is spliced from 8 exons. Gene Ontology annotation, molecular function: zinc ion transmembrane transporter activity. Gene Ontology annotation, biological process: intracellular zinc ion homeostasis; zinc ion import across plasma membrane. Bases 236 to 1582 code for a protein of 448 amino acids. Lineage: Eukaryota; Metazoa; Chordata; Aves; Passeriformes; Fringillidae. The record is from RefSeq and is a predicted model, not a curated record.
CCCGCGGCUGUCCUCAGCCCCCGGGCUCAGCGGGGCUCAGAGGGCGCUCGGUCAGCGGCCUGGCCCGACGGCGCAGCGGGCGCCGAGCGACGGCUCCGCGUCCCGCCGGCAGCUCCGCGGCGCCGCCGCCCGCCCCGCGUCCCCAGUACGCCCCCCGGGGAGGGGCCGAGCGGGCGGGCCCCGCUCCCGCCCCGCAGAGCUGUGCCAUCCGCCGCACUCGCCUCGUCCCGCCGGGAUGGAGAGGCAGUUCCCGGGGCCGGACAACUCGACGAGCUUCGCCGACGAUGUGCUUCGCGUCUUCGGGGCCAACCAUAGCCUGUCGGCGGCUCAGCUCUCCGCGCUGCUGCAGCGCCUGGGCGCCGCGCCCGCCCUGGGCUCGGCGCUGCCGCUCGCCCACCUGCACCACAACCAGUGCUUGACUAGUGAAGAAAUCUUUUCUUUGCAUGGGAUACCGAACAACAGUCACAUAUCAAAUUCCAGCUUCUCUUCAAUAUGUCCUGCAGUUUUGCAACAGCUAAUUUUUCACCCAUGUGAUCAUCAGGAGAGCUUUGUGGACACAUCUAAACCACAUUCUUUGCAAGUUUGGGGAUUUGGGUUCCUGGCUGUGUCUAUCAUUAACUUGGCAUCACUUCUGGGAUUGAUUUUAACUCCUCUCUUAAAGAAGUCAUAUUUCCCCAAGGUUUUAACUUACUUUGUGGGCUUGGCCAUUGGUACUCUCUUUUCUAAUGCAAUUUUCCAGCUCAUUCCAGAGGCAUUUGGAUUUGAUCCAAAAGUAGAUAACUAUGUUGAGAAAGCUGUUGCUGUGUUCGGUGGAUUCUAUAUUCUCUUCUUUGUGGAAAGGAUUCUUAAAGUGAUACUAAAGCUCUAUAACAAGACUGGCCACAACUACUUUGAAAAUGGAGAAGAGAAUAAUUCUCAGGAUAAGACUAACUCAGCCAAACCACCCUCAUCCAGCAAUGGGGGCACAUGUUAUGCAAAUUCAGCUGUCAUAGAGAGCAAUGGAAAUCUUGGUUUUGACAGCAUCAGUGUGAUCUCAGCACAGGAAGGAGCCACCCAAAGCAGCUUAUGCAAGUGUCUUAAGGGGCGUCCACUAUCAAAGAUUGGGACCAUUGCUUGGAUGGUGACACUGAGUGAUGCCGUACAUAAUUUCAUAGAUGGUUUGGCUAUUGGGGCUUCUUUCACUUUGUCUCUGCUUCAAGGGCUCAGUACCUCCAUAGCCAUCUUGUGUGAAGAGUUUCCUCAUGAACUGGGGGAUUUUGUCAUCUUGCUUAAUGCAGGAAUGAGUACUCGGCAGGCUCUGUUUUUCAAUUUCCUAUCUGCAUGUUCUUGCUACAUUGGGUUGGCCUUUGGAAUAUUAGUAGGCAACAACUUUGCUCCAAACAUCAUCUUUGCUAUAGCCGGUGGAAUGUUCCUGUACAUCUCUCUGGCAGAUAUGUUCCCAGAGAUGAACGAUAUGCUGCGGGAGAGAGUGACGGGAAGAAAGACGGAUCUGACGUUCUUCCUCAUUCAGAAUGCUGGUUUGCUCACGGGGUUUACUGCUAUCCUGCUGAUUACCUUGUAUGCAGGAAAUAUCGAGCUGUGAAAAUGGAAUCAGGAGUGGAGACAUCAAGCAAAUUGCAAAUGGAAGACACUUGAAAUCCAUACAGGGACAUUCAUUUCAUCUACUUGGUUUUGAAACAGUGGCAAGGCCAGUCAUGUCCCUCUUGCCCCAAAUACAGGAAAUUCUUCUUUAGGACUUGCAGUUGAACCAAAUAGUAGGAGCUGUCAGCUUCUGUAUGAUGCCAAAAAAAUUAUGCUAAUAUUUUUAUUUCUUCUUAAAAUUAUCAGACGUAUCUGAAAUGUCAUAGAGGAAGGGUGUUGCUUGGCCAGUAGAAUUAUGCAAUACAUGCAGCUACGUGCAACUCCAGGCCAACUGAAAGCUGAGGUCUACAAGGAAGAUGUGUAUUUAAAAGAAAAUAAUACAGUUUAAUAUAGUUUUUUAACUGUGAUGAAGGCAAGCAGUUUCCAAACUGGUUAAUUUUUAUGACUUUUGUUGCAGGAUUUGUCUGUGUAACAUCUUCAUUCCCCACCAAAAAAAAAAAAAAAAAAACCAACCAAAAAAACCCAAACCAUUUCAGAGUAGGUACUAAUGAAGCUAAGAUUUUUAAUUACUAAUUAA